CGGGGGGCGCGGCCGCCAUCGCCGCCCGGCCGUGGCCCCGCCUCCCGCUCACAGGGCCCGGGCCGGCGGCGGGGAUGGCGGCGGCGCGGGGCCGGGUGCUGUGCCUCUUCGACGUGGACGGGACCCUGACGCCGGCUCGGCAGAAAAUCGAUCCGGAGGUGGACGCGUUCCUGCGGGAGCUGCGGGAGAGGGUGCACAUCGGCGUGGUGGGCGGCUCCGACUACGCCAAGAUAGCCGAGCAGCUGGGGGACGGGGACGAAGUCAUCGAUAAGUUUGACUAUGUCUUCGCAGAGAACGGCACAGUGCAAUACAAGAACGGGCAGCUGGUCUCCAAGCAGGCCAUUCAGGACCACCUGGGGGAAGAGCUCCUGCAGGAUCUAAUCAACUUCUGUCUCAACUACAUGGCGCUGCUGAAGCUGCCCAAGAAACGAGGAACCUUCAUUGAGUUUCGCAAUGGGAUGCUGAACAUCUCCCCCAUCGGACGGAGCUGCACCCCAGAGGAGCGAAUAGAGUUCUCUGAGCUGGACAAGAAAGAACGGAUCCGGGAGAAGUUUGUGGCAGCCUUGCAGAGGGAGUUUGCUGGCAAAGGCCUGCGUUUCUCUCGAGGUGGCAUGAUCAGCUUUGACGUCUUCCCAGAGGGCUGGGACAAGCGCUACUGCCUCAACGUGCUCGACGAUGAGAGAUUUGAUACCAUCCACUUCUUUGGGAAUGAGACAACCCCUGGAGGAAACGAUUAUGAAAUCUAUGACGAUCCCCGCACGGUGGGACACAGUGUCCAGUCUCCCCAGGACACAGUCCAGCGAUGUCGUGAAAUCUUCUUUCCAGAGAGAGCAAAUGAGCGCUGACUGCCAGGUCCCCACAGCCCUGCCCCACCCUCACCCUCUCCCCCCACCGGGAAAAGCACCUUCAUUUGAGGAAUCUGCUCAGGGUAGACUGAAGAAACCACUUUCCAGAUCUGGUCGGGAGGUAACGUGUGAGUGCGGGUGGGUGUGCAGGAGGGGGCUUUGCUGAGCAGCCCUUUGGCACUCCCCAUCUACAGCUCGUGGGACCAGACCCUCCUCAACUCCAGAAAAACUUCUCUCUUGACAGUUUGGGCUGUGGUGGGUGCGAUGCAGAUGCUUUGUUGGUCGGAAAGCAUUUGAAAGGGCCAGUCAUGAGAGUAUGUGUGUGUCCGUCCCGUGCUCCCUCCCCUCUUCUCUUUUUCACUCUGUUUCUCUUAACAGUUCUGCCUGAGGAACAUGUGUCUCCCCUUUCUGUCCCCCUUGUGUCUUGGCCAGGGAGGCUGGGGCUGCUGAGGCCCCUGGCACACUCACCAGAUCCGCUUUGAGGCAAGAGGCCAGGAAGGCUGUUGUUUGCUCCAAGCCCAUGGUAGGAAGGGGUAGCUGUGACCCCAGCUCAUUGCAGCAUUGUACAUCCUAACAGGGAGGGUCACCAUAUCCUUCCUCUCAGUGCCACGCUGUGCCAGUCCCUACAGAUGAUCUGGGAAUGAAGUUUUAAAAUGGCUGGGUUCCUGCUCUGAGCUUUGCUCAGGUGCAUGAAGAACCUAAUUCUCUCUUUAGCUUACAAAAAAACCCCAGGGUUUAUUUUCUCUGUUCUGAAGAAGUUCUCAAGUCAGACCUUGCCUUGUGCGGCUGGAGGAUGCUGGGCGUGCACAGAGCACCCUGUGGAGCAGUUGUGGGCUGAAGGCUUCCCGACAGUCUUCCUACUCCCACGUCCAUUAGGUGUCACAGAUGUGCCAGUGUAAAACUUACCCAGGGCAUUCAUUACAGACCAAGUCCCCUCCUUCCCACUGCUCAGAUUUCCAUGCUGCUGCCAGGGGCAUUUUCAGAGAGGGACAACACAGGCCACACCUGGUUUGUAGUGCCAAUGGGGGUACCCACUCAGCAGUGCCCUCUGAGCUUACUUUUCCACCCUAUCUCAUCCCACAAGUUUAUGUGGUCACCUUUAGGGAGGCAGGUUCUCCAGUGCAGCUGUCAUAUGUUCUGCUUCUCUCUUUCUCAUGGGUCUUUGUGGGUUGCAAAACUACAUCUUUCUUUCAGACCUCGACCUCCUCCCUCACAUUGCCCCUUUAUUCCUGGCAGUUAUGCCCAGGGCAUGUGGCCGCACCAGUGAUGCUAGUCACAACUUGGUGCUUAAGAGGAGCUCAGGGAUCCCCUCAAGGGAGAUGUCCUGCUUGUAGCUCCCCAGGGCACAUGUAUCUGUUGUUUGUGGUCCUGGAGGAUGCUGGAGGUUCCUGCAAAACUCCCCCACAUUGCUCCCUGAGAACCUUUUUCACCACGUCCCUGCUGGUAUGGCACUGCUCUGUCUCUUGGUCCUGUUUCCUCUCCCCUUUCUCUUCUGUUCCCACUUUCCUCACCAUUGCUCUUCAUCUCCCACCUAGUAGCUGGACUGCAGAGAGAACUUUCUCCGUUGGCCACCGCCAAUUAACCAAGGGACCAUGUUCCUCAGGUGAGAUACAUUGGUGCUUUUAGAGCCAGGGCAGGGCUCCCAUGUUGCCAUGAGCAGAGUUCCGAGUGGACCUUGGCACUGCUGCCUGGCCACAGAAGCAGGGGUGCUGUCUCCUCCACUUGAUUGCACCUCUUAACUCUACAACACAUCAGGUCUGUAAUGCAUCACAUUUGCAUGAGCACAGCGGUCUGCCUAGCAUCCAGAAAUCCCCAACAAAUGCACAAAUUCCUCUUUCUGCCCAGAGAAGAUUUCUGCAUGGAGAAGAGGACCUGUUGGAGAAGCCUGAAUGCAGGGUACCCUUUUUACAGGCCACUGAAUUUGGCCCUUCACUGCAACCUUCCUGGAGGAAUCGUGCUUUGCGGUUCCUUCUUCUCUGUUUCACUGUGGAUCAGGUUAUGUAUGGGGUUUUGGGGGGUUUCUUUUUCCUGUGUCUAUUCAAAGUCGGCAGGAUCUCUAGCAAGCUUAGUGGUGAGAGCGGGUCUGGAUCUGAAUGCACAAGGCACUCUGGUGGCCUUGUGGGCUGAGAUAACUUGAAUAUUUGAAGGGAUGGGCAGGCUCUGUCCAAGGCUGUAUGUCUGUCCAUUGCUCAGGGUGGGGGGAGUUGCAGGGCGAGCGGAGCUGAGGCAGGGAUGACCUUCGAGGCACCAGCCAUCGCUUUUUCUGCUCAGGAGCUCACAUGUGCAUGGAUGGGAUCAAGUUCAGGAACAUUCCCCAUUCCUGUCUCUGUCUUACACCAAGCUUGGGCUAGUUGAGGGCAGCUCCCAGCAGGACAUCCUGUCCUGCCAGAGGCAUGAGGAAGAGGAUGGCAUCAGAGGUAGCUGGGGCAGCCCCAGGCUUUCAGAGCCACAGAGCAAUUGAGGUUGAAGGGACCUCUGGAGGUCAUCUGGUCCCAUCCCCCUGCUCUAGCAGGGCCACUGAGAGCCUCAGCUGCCAUCCCUUGUAGGCAGGGAUGAGGCACAGGAGGGGGUGGAUGAGGCACGGGACAUGCUGGGGUGGGAGCCCUAUACCUAGGGGGUGGCGCACGCCUGUCCCUGAGACCCCUUUGCCAUGAUGCUCCUCUCCCAGUGUGGGUGCCCAUGACAUAAGUGGGGGUUUCUCCCCCUGUAUGCGUGAGUGAGCAGAUGUGGUGGGCCCCGUGUCAGGGACCAUCUUGCCAUAUGGCUCCAUAUCUAUGUGAGAUGGGCAGCUCCUGUCCGGCUGAUACUGUUAAAUAAGAAAUAUAUUUAAAUACAUAUAUAUGUAAAUGAAAAAAAAUAAUAAAAUCAAUCAUAUUAAAUCUA
Molecule: messenger RNA, 3728 nt
Organism: Falco peregrinus (peregrine falcon)
Lineage: Eukaryota; Metazoa; Chordata; Aves; Falconiformes; Falconidae
Gene: PMM1
Product: phosphomannomutase 1
Exons: 8
Coding region: 75-845 (256 amino acids)
Biological process (GO): protein N-linked glycosylation; GDP-mannose biosynthetic process; mannose metabolic process
Cellular component (GO): cytosol
Molecular function (GO): phosphomannomutase activity
Source: RefSeq, a predicted model, not a curated record